UCCCUCCUCGCGAACUCCUCGAAUGCAUCAUCAAUGGCGACCAUCCACCACUCUCCCAUCCCUUUCUCCCCUCUCUUCAACCCUAAACCUCUUCAUCACCACCACCACCACCUUCAAUCCCCCUUUCCCAAGCCCAAACCCACAAACCUCUCCAUUUCCACUCCCUCUCGCGUCGCCAUCGUCGAGCACAAAGCUCCCGACCAUCACCAGCUCCGCGCUCUUCUUCGCCUCGCCUCCCGUCACCGGGACCUUGCUCUUGGCCGAGCCAUCCACGCCCGCAUUACCAAGAGUCAGCACCAUGAAGACACAGGUGAAAUAACCCAUCUUUUCAACAUUCUCAUCUCCAUGUAUCUCAAAGUUGGCCGCCUCUUUGAUGCCCGCAAGGUGUUUGAUGUUAUGCCUUUUAGAGAUGUUGUUUCUUAUUCCUCUCUGGUGUCCGCGUAUGCCAAGUGUGGAUUGGAGAAUGAUGCAGUUGAGCUUUUUGAUGAAAUGCGUGAAUCUGGGAUUGAGCCGAAUGAGCAUAGUUUUGUUGCAGUGCUUACGAAUUGCAUACGAAGAAUGAAUGACCGAUUGGGUUCUCAGGUUCAUGGGUUGGCAAUCAAAAGUCUUCACUGGUCUUGUGUGUAUGUUGCGAAUGCAAUAAUGGGGUUGUAUGUGAAGUGUGGGCGUUUGGAUGAUGCUCUUCGGGUAUUUGUUGAAAUGCCUGAGAGGGAUGUGUCAUCAUGGAAUGCCGUUAUUUUGGGUAUGGUUGAGGAUUUUAGAUAUCGUCAAGCAUUUGAGGUGUUUCAUGAUAUGAGAAUGGAUGGAAUUGAUGGAGAUCGUUUCUCGUUGUCUACCCUUUUGACGGCUGUUUCGGAGGGGUUUAGCUUGGUUGAAGGACAUGCUGUUCAUGCUUAUGCUCUUAAGGUUGGGUUGGAGCUUGAUAUAAGUGUGGGUAAUGCGCUUGUAGGGUUCUAUACUAGAUUUAGAUGUUUGGAGGAUGUGGUUGACGUGUUCCAAAGAAUGCCGGUGAAGGAUGUGAUAUCCUGGACUGGGAUGCUUACGGGGUUCAUGGAAUUUGGUAUGGUGGAAGCAGCUUUGGAGAUCUUUGAUCAGAUGCCAGAGAGGAACUCCAUUUCAUAUAAUGCCCUUUUAGCUGGAUUCUGCCGAAAUGGUGAAGGUUAUCGAGGCCUGGAGUUGUUUCAAAGAAUUAUGGAGAAUGGUGUGGAGAUAUCAGAUUUCACAUUGACGAGUGCUAUUAAUGCUUGUGCAUUGUUCUCUGACAAAGAAUCUAGUGAGCAAAUACAUGCAUUUGUUGUCAAGGUUGGGUUCAGAUCAAAUCCUUGGAUUGAAGCAGCUUUGCUGGAUAUGUGUGCCAGAUGUGGCAGAAUGGAAGAUUCACAGAAGUUGUUUAAGAAUUUGGUCCAUGAAGAAAGCUUUUUGGUUGCAUGGACUUCUCUGAUUUGUGCAUAUGUGAGAAAUGGACAACCUGAUGAGGCAUUGUCCCUUUUUAACACAAUUUUAAAAGGCAAUGAUGCAGUAGUUUUGGAUGAAAUCAUGUUGGCUACUAUCCUUGGAGUUUGUGGGACCUUGGGAUUUGAAGAGAUGGGAAAGCAAAUCCACAACCUUGUUAUCAAAUCUGGGGUCUCAUCCGAUUCAGCAGUAUGCAAUGCAGUCUUAAGCAUGUACGCAAAGUGUGGGAACUUGGAAGAUGCAAUUUGCCUGUUUGGUUCAAUGCCCCAACAUGAUAUAGUGACGAUGAAUGCAUUGAUCAAUGCUCACCUCCUCCACCGGCAAGGAGAUGAGGUUUUGUCUAUCUGGGGUGAUAUGGAGGAGUUGGGUGUGAAGCCGGAUGGCAUUACCUUUCUUUUGCUAAUCUCAGCUUGCAAAUGUACAAAAUCAAAGUCCAUUGAUACCUGCUGGAGGUUGUUUCACUCUAUGGCAAGCUCUUACAAAUUAGAGCCAUCAUCUGAGCACUAUGCUGCCAUGGUUGAUGUUCUAGGCUAUUGGAGUUGCUUUGAUGAAGCAGCGAAACUGAUUCAUAACAUGCCUUUCAAACCAAAUGCAUUAGUCUGGCGUGCUUUACUUGAUAGCUGCAGACUUAGAUCAAAUAUUACUCUGGGGAAGCAAGUCAUCCAAGAACUACUUGUUAUGGAACCACAAGAUCCAUCAACAUAUGUACUUGUGUCAAAUCUUUAUUUGGCUUCUGGUAGAUGGCACUGCUCGGAGAAGGUGAGGGAGGAGAUGCGAGGAAAGGGGUUGCAGAAACAUCCAACACGUAGCUGGAUUAUUCAUUCAAAAAUAGUUCACUCCUUCUACACAAGAGAUAGAUCACAUCCGCAAUCCAAAGACAUUUACAGUGGUCUCGAGGUACUGAUAUUGGAGUGCAUGAAAGCUGGGUAUGAGCCUGAUACAAGCUUUGUAUUGCAAGAUGUCGAGGAGUAUCAGAAGAAGGAUUUCCUAUGCUAUCACAGUGCCAAACUGGCUGCUACUUACGGGCAUCUUGUCACAGAAUUGGGACAACCGGUGCAGGUUGUGAAAAACAUUCGUCUAUGUGGAGAUUGCCACACAUUUCUGAAGUUUGUUUCAUCUGUGACUAGGCGAGAGAUCUCUUUUAGAGAUGCCACUGGCUUUCAUCGUUUUAAGAAUGGCAAGUGCUCUUGCGGGGAUUACUGGUGAUUGAAAUGGAAAGAUUGUUUGUUACAUAUGAUCUCUUUUACCCAUUUUGUCAAGUGUAGAGAUAAUUGUACAUUAUAUUAAUUCAAGGAAAAAAUUGAGAAAAUUUUCCUCUUAUCAUCCUUUUCUUUCUGUGAUACAUACUGAUGGUCUCAACUUGUUGCUGAAGAUUAGAGAACACUUCCAAGAAGAAAGUGAAAGCUUCUAGAUGAAUGAUGUCCGAU
Dioscorea cayenensis subsp. rotundata (Guinea yam) is the source of this 2879-nucleotide messenger RNA. RefSeq names its product pentatricopeptide repeat-containing protein At5g03800. Lineage: Eukaryota; Viridiplantae; Streptophyta; Magnoliopsida; Dioscoreales; Dioscoreaceae. Gene Ontology annotation, molecular function: RNA binding; zinc ion binding; protein binding. Bases 34 to 2658 code for a protein of 874 amino acids. The transcript is spliced from 2 exons. The record is from RefSeq and is a predicted model, not a curated record. Gene Ontology annotation, biological process: RNA modification.